ACGAGUCUGGAGAUCGCUUCUACCAAUGCAGACCUCUUUGUCCCAGAGACAGAAAUGAUCGGUUCGCCUCGUUCAGCCAGCCAGCCAGCCAGCCAGCAGUUAUGUGACCCGUCCCCUUUAAGAUGAUGUCAGAAAUAAUAAUUUAAUAUUGAAUUUCUUUGUUUCAUGUCGGCGGACAUAUACUUCCGUCGAGCAACAAUGUUAGAAAUCAGGGACGGUAGAAGUCGAGCAUCAACCUGUCUGCCAAUACAACAAAACGGACUGCUUCCUAAAAUAUUCCCCAUAUUUCCCAGUCCAUCUAAGAAGUGACCACAGCCUCUCUGGUCCUCAGUCAUGACAUCACCUGAGUCCCCCUCCUCCCCUUCCCCCUGUCCGCCUCCCCCAUCCUCCCUCCCCUCCUCUCCCACUCCCUCAUCUCCCACUCCCUCCUCCUCCCUCCCACAUCCCCCCUCCCUGCCUCCCACAGGGGAGGUGAUGGUCCUGGCCCUGGGGAGGAAGAAGCAGAGGAUGCUCAUCGGUCUCUCCAUCCUGCCCAAUCUCUUCCUGGCCUUCCUUCUCUCCUCGGACGCCCUGCUUACCCUCACCUCACCCCACCACUGCCGCCUCCCGGGACCCUUGCCUGCCGCCCAGAUCCUUAACGCGUCCCUGCCCUGGGAGAAGGGGGACAGAGUGGGGGACAGCGGGGGGCUGUCUCAGUGUAAGCAGUAUAUCAACGGUACCCAUUCCGGGGUGGAAAACUGUGAAGCUGGCUGGGACUACAAUGUCACAGAAGGAUUGAGGAUUAACAUUGUUACUGAGUGGGAUUUGGUGUGUGGUCAGUACUGGCUGGUCCCAGUCGAAGAGGUGUCCUUCAUCCUGGGCGUUCUGACAGGAUGCCUGGGACUGGGCUUUGCAGCUGACAGACUGGGCAGGUUGAAGACACUACUCACCUCUCUGACCCUCUCAGUUGUAUUUGGCGUGCUUGUAUGCGUCUCUACCGCUCCCCCAUUCUUUAUUGCCAUGCGUUUUUGCCUGGCUGCUGCUAGCGCCGGUGUCUACCUCACGCUUUACAUCACACGUCUUGAACUCUGUGACCCCUCACUACGUCUGUUAGUCACCAUGGUGGCAGGACUAACUACAGUUGCUGGGGAGCUGCUGUUGCUGGGUUUUGCUCUGGGUUACCAGUCCUGGAGAGGCUUACUUGGAACUGGGGCUGCACCACUCUCUCUGUUCCUCACCUAUGGUAUUCCAGGAGUAUUUCCUGAGUCUCCUCGCUGGCUCCUCCUCUCUGAGAGAUCUGCUGAUCUGAAUUCCUUCAGUGAAAGAAGAGAUAGAGUGAGGGAUGACGAGAGCUUCACAGAGCUGGACUCCGAGCUAUCUCCCUCUACUCGCCCACAUCUGUCCUUCCCAGAGCUCGUACACAGCAGGAACAUCUGGAAAAACAUAUGUGUGCUCGGCUUCACCUCGUUCAUUUCCCAUGGCAUUAGUCACUGUUACAGCUCGUUCCGCGGUGAUGUCAGAGGCACUGCCCCCAGCUUCUAUUGGACCUAUCUACUCUCUGUCUGUGCGGGAGGAGGGGCCUGGCUGUUGUUAUGGGCAACCGUGAACAGGUGUGGUCGACGUGGUAUCCUGCUCCUCGCCAUGACGAUGACAGGGCUGGCAUCUCUGAUUCUUCUCGGACUGAUGGAGUAUCUAAGUGAGGCGGCCAUCACUGUGUUCUCAGUGAUGGGUCUCUUCUCCUCCCAGGCGGCUGCCUCUCUCUGUGUCCUCUUCACAGCAGAGAUCAUGCCCACCAUCAUCAGGGGCAUUGGCGUGGGCACGGUGUUGGCCCUGGGCUGUGUGGGUCGGCUCACCUCGCCGCUCAUGGACCUGCGCAACCACUACGGCUACUUCCUUCACCACGUGGUGUACUCCUCUCUGGCCCUGCUGGCCGUGCUCUCCAUCCUGCUGCUGCCCGAGAGCAAGAGGAAACCGCUGCCCCAGACGCUGGCCGACGGGGAGCAGUACCGGCGCCCCUCGCUGGGUCGGAGGAGGAGGGACAACGUGCCCCUGCUGGCCACCCCCAACCCAGAGACCUAGCAUGUCAUAACGCCAGCCCAGAGUGUCAGCAGGUUGCGGAGAGGAAGAUGGCGAGGGAGAAGAGGGUCAGCUGUCUGCUGAAGAAGUUGUGCUGAGCCAAUGAAGGAGGGUGGUUGAAGGGACCCACACCUCCCCUCACCUUUCCCAUAAGGCCUGUGUGUCAGGAAAGGGAGCAGAUGCGUUCUGCCCGUGCUCCCGUCUGCCACCAUCAGAGAGGCCCUUUUGAUAGGUGUAUUAUCUGGCAGAGUAUGGCAUCACACACAGCUCACAGAGGUAGAGGCAGGUAUGUUAUGGAAACGGUCCUGUAAAUACCUACAACGUAGUUUCUUCAACUUUAUGAAUGCUAGGUUAUCUAUUUAUAAAAAAAAGUUUUGUUUCUGGAAGUUUUUGGAAGGGUACUUUGUAUUGUCGAAAAGCAUCGUACUAAGACGAGAUGAGGGCAAUUUUGUCUACUGCUCUUAAAGACAUUGGGGGAAAUUAUAUUGAUUGAAGAUUCUUUAUGAGUAACGUUAUACUUGAGGGUAGUUUGGUGAAACUUUGAACUUGCAUUAAAUAAAUACUAAUAGGCUCCUUCCUCAAACCCAAGAGUCCGUACAAUCCGCUGAAUAACAAAAGAUGGAGAAAGUGACAUUUAAAUGUACUGUAGUUCCUCAGACUUGGUUGUGACAUUUAAAUGUACUGUAGUUCCUCAGACUUGGUUGGAUGUGAUAAAACGAUAUGAAUUCAAUUUCCAGAUGUGACUUGGAGCCAGUACUGUUUAUGGGACAUUCAUCUUGAUCGUCUAGGCUGUCAGACCUGUCUUACCCGGCUUCCCUGAAGACAUAGGGAGCGUGCCUGUGCAUUCAGAGCUGAAAACCUUUUGAUAGAUAGAAAUGUACGGUAGAAAAUGGACACACAUUUCUAUAUUGUAUCAGUUCUACGCUAAAUAUUAUUGUGGGGAAAUGCCGUGAACAGUUUGCAGCAUUGAAUUAUAGCUGCGUCCAGAAACCAGGCCCCCACCCCUUAGGCACUGAUCUGAAAGGAUUGGCUAGGUACAACAAUCCAUCCAGCUUAUCAUGCGGCAUGGUGAAGCUAUUAGGAUAUUGCUUAUACCUUUCAGAUCUCCACAAGCAUCUUGGCCCUAGGCUAGGGGGUGAGGUCUAAGGGCUGUUUCCAGACCUGGGCGAUGCAUUUCUCCUUUUAGAAUACAGGAACUCACUAUAAUAGAGUGAUGGUGAUGUGCAUAACAGGCACCUUGUCGCAAGGAUUUGGUCCUGUAUGUCUUAUUUGAAACAUUCAGGACCUAGCUGUUUGAUGUUUUUUUUGACUGGAUCUACUCCAGAACCUUCUCUGGGCAGAGGUGUGUGUGGA
Messenger RNA from Oncorhynchus nerka (sockeye salmon), 3408 nucleotides. Its product is annotated as solute carrier family 22 member 17-like. Gene Ontology annotation, cellular component: membrane. NCBI's taxonomy places the organism in Eukaryota, Metazoa, Chordata, Actinopteri, Salmoniformes, Salmonidae. Gene Ontology annotation, biological process: transmembrane transport. The record is from RefSeq and is a predicted model, not a curated record. Gene Ontology annotation, molecular function: transmembrane transporter activity.